AAAAAAGGAGAGACGAAUCAAAUAUAUGGUCAUAUCUGAAGAAGAAGAAGCGACAGCAGAAAGUUGAGCUUGUCAUCGUAAUCGCGCUCAAUUUCCUCCACAAUUUCUCUCUGUAAUACAUUAAUGGCAACUACGGUUGUGUCAUCCAACUGUCCAAGAAAUGCCAUACUUCCAUCUCCUAAGUGUGUCGGCUCUGGAGCUCCCACUUUCAAUCUUGCCACAUGUCUUCACGAAACUGUUAGUGCUUUCAGCUGGAAACACAGUUCUCAGCGCGGUUUCUUCCAUGUGACCCGACCUUCGUUGGCCAACAAUGUCAAGAAGAUGUCCUGGUCUAUUAGGAACAGUGUAGAUAGUAAUCCCCUGGAUCCUUCUACAUCAAAUGGCGGUAAUGGUACUACAAGACUAAUUCGGGCGAUUCAAGGUAUCCAAACCAGGUUAGGUGCAAGAAUUCAGGAGAUAAAGAAGGGUUUUCCAGUAAAACUGCUCUUCUUCUUAGCGGGAUUUUACUGCGCAACUGCAUUUGCUACUGUUAUCGGGCAAACAGGUGACUGGGACAUUCUAUCUGCUGCCUUGGCUGUGGUUGUUGUAGAGGGUAUUGGUGCACUCAUGUAUAGGGGUUCUUUUCCCUUUUUAAAAAAGAUGAGGAGCCUAAUAACCGUCUUUAACUAUUGGAAAACUGGGCUUUCCCUGGGUCUCUUCCUGGAUUCAUUCAAGUACGAAAUGGAUGAUGUUUUUGGGUUCAGUAACCUCUUCAACUUUGAAUUUGAUCCACUCUCAAUUUUCUUGUGACACAUGGCUCCACCAGAUGCUGUUGGCUGAUUUGUUUUCUGCCCAACCAUCGAAGAGAAAUUGAUCGGUCAGCUAGGCGCUCACUACCUGAUUGCUGGAACAAGAGCAAGAUCAUACCAGCUGGAAAAGCCGGCUCAAAAAAGUGAGAUCAAACUACUUUUAGGGGUGGACUGGAGGUGAAGCUGGAAAGAAAUUGUCCCAUUUCAGUAUGGAGCCUGAAACUGGAAGAACAGAUUUCUUUUAUGAAUUUUAUUUCAGGAUGACUUCAUAUCAGUCAUAUCAGAGUACGAGAACUUCUUUGCUUAUUGGGGCAUUGGAACAUCAGAAACUUAACGGCGACUUUGAAGUAUUAGAGGACUAGUUUCAGUUGAUUGGAGCUGUGGUCCUGCCUUUCCAUGGGUGUCAUUUCUUCAAAAAUUGAGCUCCUUUCAACCAUAUCUCCCCAACAAAGUGGGCCAAUGCUUUUUUCCCCCAUUUCCACCGGAAUUCUUACGACGGAUUUCAUUAAUUCUUUAGCAUGUGCAUAUGGCUCUCAGUUUUCUAUUACUAUAAGAGUGGCUUUGUUUGGAUUCUUAUUUGUUGCUAUGCUACUAUUAGGGUGGCAUAGAGACAGCAAGCCAUCAGAUUCUUCUCUCUCUUCAAAAUAACGAGAAUGCUUGGUAGAUCAUAUUUAACGCAAAAAUAAUGAGAAUCCUACAGUAAUAUUUUAU
Morus notabilis is the source of this 1499-nucleotide messenger RNA. RefSeq names its product ycf20-like protein. The record is from RefSeq and is a predicted model, not a curated record. Bases 124 to 789 code for a protein of 221 amino acids. NCBI's taxonomy places the organism in Eukaryota, Viridiplantae, Streptophyta, Magnoliopsida, Rosales, Moraceae. The transcript is spliced from 3 exons.